AAUGCGUCAAUAUGGCACCGAGAAAGCAUGGAAAAGGACACCUGAAAAGAAAAUCAAAAUCAAAACAUUCUCAAUUAUCUAAGCGGGAAAGAAAGGAAAUAAAAGAAUAUGGCGAAAUCGAUCCUCUCAACAAUGGCCAUGGAAUUGGUUCAAGAGCACAGUUUACAAAGAUGGCUGAUGUUGAAGAUCAUAAGCUACAGGAAUCAGACUCGUCAGAUUCUUCAGAAGAGGAAGUUGAUGCCUACCAACAGCUUUUAGCAUCUGUCCACGGAAAAUCACAGAACAUCGUAGGAGCAGAGUCUGAUGAGGAUGAGCAAGAAGAAGAGGAGGAGAUCAAUGGAGAGGAUGAUGUAAGCAGUAGGAGUGAUGAGGAGGAGGAGGAAGAGAUGAAAGAUGAUGGAGAGGAAAAGGAAGAACAAAGAGAGGUUGAAAACGAAAGUAGUGAAGCAGAAAGUGAAAAUAGUGGAGCAGAAAAUGAAGAAAAUGAGGAUAAUGAGGAAGGAGAUGAGAUCAUAGAGAAAGAAGAAGACAAAGAGGAUUAUGUUGUCAAGGAGUCAGAUCCCUUCAGUGUACAUUUUGAAACAGACUUGUCAGAGAAGUUUGCUGAAGGCUUGAGUAACAAAGAAAACUGGAAAAGUGAAGAGAUCAAGGUGAAGAAUCUUGGCCAUGGAUCAUUCACAAGUCCAAAGGACCACAGUUAUUUGGAAAAAAUGAAAUCUCUUGAUAGUGAAAAAGACCUAAAAUGUCUUUAUGUAAAACACAAGCUUGCAGAAGGUGUUGAAAAUGCAAAUAGAAAGCUAUGCAAAGUUGAUAGUUUGGGAAAUGGAGCACCAUUAACUCCCUUCCAGUUCUCACUUUUCCGAGUCUUGAAUAAAUACCAGGAUGUAUACUAUCCAGAACGAAGCCAUAAAAAUGGAGAAGAAAUACGCCUUGUUUACUGUCUGCAUGCCUUGAAUCAUGUCUUGAAAACCAGAAGUCGAAUCAUCACACACAACACCAGAAUUAAAGCAAAACAACAAAUUACGGGUUUAGAGGAGUAUCGAGACCAGGGCCUGACUCGCCCCAAGGUUUUAAUCGUCCUUCCCUUCCGAGACUCCGCCCUCAAAGUUGUAAACCUCAUGAUGAAGCUGUUGAUGUCGUCAGACCAGAGUCUGGUCAGCAAUAAGAAAAGAUUUCUAACAGAGUACAGUGAAGAGGAUAUACCAGAGAAGAAAGUUCCUAAACCAGAAGACUUUGAAGCCACAUUUGCAGGAAAUAUAGAUGACCAUUUUAGGAUAGGACUUGGAGUGGCAAAGAAAACCUUAAAGCUUUACACCAAAUUCUAUGCCUCGGACAUUGUGUUGGCUUCACCUCUUGGACUGAGAACCAUAAUAGGAGUGGAGGGGGAAAAGGAGAGAGAUUAUGACUUUUUAAAUUCCAUAGAACUUCUGAUAUUGGACCAGGCUGACAUUUUUCUGAUGCAAAACUGGGAACACAUUACAAAUUUGAUGUCACAUCUCCACCUUCAGCCACAGGAGGCCCACGGUGCUGAUUUCUCACGUGUCAGGAUGUGGACGCUUAAUGGAUGGUCUAAAUACUACAGGCAGACUCUGAUAUUUAGUUCCCUCGCCACUCCAGAACUCAAUUCUCUCUUCAACAAACACUGCUGCAAUUAUGCGGGCAAGUUAUCUGUUAACAGAAAGGAAACUAAAGGCACCAUAUGCCACAUAGUCACCCAGCUACCUCAGGUAUUCCAUAAAUUACCUGCUUCCUCUUAUUCAGAACUGGCAGAUGUCAGAUUUGACUUCUUUCUUAAGAAGAUACUGCCCACUCAGAAGGACGCGGUGAUGUCUCAGACUCUUAUCUUUAUUUCUUCUUACUUUGAUUAUGUCAGAAUACGCAAUCACUUUGUACGGGAGGAUUUGGAAUUUGCCCAAAUUAAUGAAUAUUCCAGUACGAAAACAAUAACCCGAUCAAGAAGUGAAUUUUAUCACGGAAAGGUGCACUUCCUGUUGUACACAGAAAGGAUUCAUUUUUAUAGAAGAUUAAAAUUGAGGGGGGUCCGUCAUAUCGUAUUUUACGAGCUUCCAAGGUAUCCACACUUCUACAGUGAAAUGUGUAACAUGCUACAAGACACUCGCAGACAGACAGACAAGGAGAAUAUGACUUGUACGGUCCUGUACUCUGGCUUUGAUGCACACAGACUGGCAGAUAUUGUUGGUAUGGAUAGAGCAAGUCGAAUGAUCAACUCAGCAAAGAAGACACACAUGUUUGUAACAGGCGAGGACUCUUAACUGUGGU
This is a messenger RNA of Saccostrea cuccullata (small rock oyster), 2280 nucleotides long. Its product is annotated as U3 small nucleolar RNA-associated protein 25 homolog. The transcript has 21 exons. Gene Ontology annotation, biological process: maturation of SSU-rRNA from tricistronic rRNA transcript (SSU-rRNA, 5.8S rRNA, LSU-rRNA). Gene Ontology annotation, cellular component: small-subunit processome; nucleolus. Lineage: Eukaryota; Metazoa; Mollusca; Bivalvia; Ostreida; Ostreidae. Gene Ontology annotation, molecular function: rRNA binding; U3 snoRNA binding. The coding region runs from base 12 to 2273 and encodes 753 amino acids. The record is from RefSeq and is a predicted model, not a curated record.